This is a messenger RNA of Spodoptera exigua (beet armyworm), 2706 nucleotides long. The record is from the annotation of a GenBank genome assembly. NCBI's taxonomy places the organism in Eukaryota, Metazoa, Arthropoda, Insecta, Lepidoptera, Noctuidae.
AUGGCUCCCUCUGCCCUUGCAGGCGACGCAGCAGGGGGAGCCACUGUGUGUGACUGCCUCAGUGUCGCAGUCAGCGAGAGAUCCAUUAGGUCGCUCACGAUGUCAGCCGCGGUGGAGGGCGGCACGGGCGCGCUCAACGGGCGCGUGCACAGCGCGGAGUCGCCCACCAACGGGCACCACGACCCGCGCCCCUGGAGCCAGCAGUUCCUGCCCACGCCGCUGCACCUCGAGGACAGCGUGCGCGCCCAGAAGGUGGAGGCGAGGCUGAAAGACUUGGUGCUGUGCGGCGAGGUGCUGCGCCGGGUGGCCGAGGUGUUCGAGCAGGAGCUGGAGCGUGGACUGAGCGAGCAGCCGUCCAGCCUGCAGAUGGAGAACACCUACGUGCCGGAGCUGCCUGAUGGGACUGAGGAGGGCGUGUUCCUGGCGCUGGACCUGGGCGGCACCAACUUCCGAGUGUUGCUGCUGGAGCUAGCAGCCGGGCAGCUAGUGCGCCAGCAGGUCAAGCACUACCACAUCAGUAACGCGCUGCGGCUGGGCACCGGGGAGGAGCUCUUCAACUUCCUCGCAGACUGCGUGCUCGACUUCGUGAAGCAGUUGGGCAUGGAGGACCAGGCCUUCUCGCUAGGGUUCACGUUCUCGUUCCCGAUGAAGCAGCACUCGAUCUCGUCCGGCGAGCUCAUCACGUGGACAAAGAGCUUCAAGUGCUCGGGACUGGAGGGCGUGGACGUGGCGGCGCUGCUGGAGCGCUGCCUGCGCGCGCGCAACCUGCAGAUCACAGUGCGCGUGCUGCUCAACGAUACCACCGGGACACUCAUCGCCGGCGCACACAUGCACAAGAACGUCGGGAUCGGAGUGAUCCUGGGCACGGGCUCCAACGGAUGCUACAUGGAGCGCGCGUCGCGCGUGCAGCACUGGGAGGCGGCGCACGAGCGCGUGCAGGACGUGUGCGUCGACAUCGAGUGGGGGGCCUUCGGGGACAACGGCUGCCUCGACUUCAUCAAGACAGACUUCGACCGCGAGGUGGACGCCGCCUCGCUGCUCGCGACCUCCUUCACGUUCGAGAAGUACAUCGGCGGGAAGUACCUGGGCUCCAUACUGUCGUGCGUGCUGAGCGCGCUGGCGCGGGCGGGACUCUUCCCCGCCGAGCCCGCGCCCGACGCGCUGCAGACUGCUCACCUCAGCCUCUUUGAAGAAGAGAACUGCGCGGGCGAGGUGUCCCGGUCGCUGGAGGUGCUGCGCGAGGUGUGCGCGUGCGCAGCGCUGUCGGCGGAGGACGCGCGCGUCGCGCAGCACGUGGCGCACGUCAUCUCCAACCGCGCCGCACAGCUCGUCUCCGUCUGUAUCUCGACGUUGGUGCGUCGCAUGGCGCGGCCGCACGUGGCGGUGGCGGUGGACGGCUCCGUGUUCAAGCACCACCCGCGCAUCGCGACACUCAUGCGCACCUACAUCGCGCUCCUCGCGCCGCAUCACUCGUUCUCGCUGCUGGCCGCGGAGGACGGCAGCGGCAAGGGCUCGGCGCUGACGGCGGCCAUCGCGGCGCGGCUGGCGGCGCGCGACUCCUAGUGCCCGGAGACACUCCACGUGGACCCAUUCCAACACACUCCAACAUAUAACCUGCGUUCAUUUCUCAAUAGUCGUUGUAAUAUAUGUUCUAGAACACAAGAGUGCGUAGCGCGCUGUACUCAAUACUCGCACUGAGGGCGUCCUGUGCCGAGUGACGUCACCAGAAUGAUAUUGUUACCUAUGAUGUGAUGUUGUUACGCUCAUUUUAGACAUUUAAGUAGUAUAGCCAGUUUGUUUGUGUGUGUGAAUGUAUAUGUGUGGGCCCGGAAGCGAGUGUAGCGUGUAUACAUAGUAUGCGCUACAAGCUACGAGCUGUAGGCUACACGCCACAUACUACGCCCUGCAGGACUCGCGCUGUAGAAUACGAGUAGUAGGAGGCUACGUAGUUACGAUGCCACAUGUAGCACGGUACAGCGCUCCCGGCGCUUGUUCGUGUGUCGCUCGCUGGUCGAGUUCGAGUUGGCACAUUUCGUGCAAUAAUGUUUUAUAUAGUUCAUGUUAUAAUUUCAUAUUAAUUAUAAUUAUAUUUUUAUAGCGUUGUCUCACGUUUGAUACGAUCGUUCCGAUUAUAUACUUCCCCAGCAAUCAGCUGAUGUCCAGUGCUGAGAAUGUGAGAAAAACUAUGUAAUAAAGGUUCUGAAAGAUGUGCAUGUGUAUUUGUGUGUCAGUGAGAGAGGGAGAGGAAUGAUUCAGUUAGUGAGUUAGAGCCUAGCAUAGUGUGUACGUUAGUUGUGACAAGGACUGAGAGAUAUUAAAUAUAUAAAAGUUAGGGAGGCAGCAGGCAGCCCGGGCCUCGCCCCAGCCGCAGCCCGAUAGAUCGACUCUUAACAGAAGCCAUUUUAUUUUGUGUAUAACAAGGUCGAAGUUACUUGUGGCAGCUAUGUGAUUAACUUUCCCGUCAUGUCGACGGCUGCGGGACGGUAGCGGGACCGUUGCGUGGCGGCUGCGGGUCGCUCGGGAAACAUAUCGUGCCAUACUCGAGGUGCAUCCGAUAAUGUUAUUUUGUUUUCAUAAAUAUAUAAUGACAGAUGUACCAGCACGGGACCGGCCAGCACUCACAUACAUAGUAAGCUCCGCUGCACUGUCGCGGGCCGCGGUACAUGUGUCACUAUUUCUACAUUUUAAGUUAAGAAUAAAAUAAAC